Messenger RNA from Chionomys nivalis (European snow vole), 1053 nucleotides. It is a transcript of the gene Inhbe, whose product is annotated as inhibin subunit beta E. Bases 1 to 1053 code for a protein of 350 amino acids. Gene Ontology annotation, cellular component: extracellular region. Gene Ontology annotation, molecular function: cytokine activity; growth factor activity; hormone activity. The record is from RefSeq and is a predicted model, not a curated record. The transcript has 2 exons. Gene Ontology annotation, biological process: BMP signaling pathway; SMAD protein signal transduction. Lineage: Eukaryota; Metazoa; Chordata; Mammalia; Rodentia; Cricetidae.
AUGGGGCUCUCAGAUGUCCAUCUCUGGCCAGUGCUUCUGUGGGCAUUGGCGUGGGUGCAGAGCACAAGAUCUGCAUGCCCGUCCUGUGGAGGCCCAACCCUUGCACCCCAAGGAGAACGCGCUCUGGUCCUAGAGCUAGCCAAGCAGCAAAUUCUGAAGGGGCUGCACCUGACCAGCCGUCCCAGAAUAAGUCGUCCUCUGCCCCAGGCCGCACUAACCAGAGCCCUCCGGAGACUGCAGCCCCAGAGCGUGGUUCCUGGCAACCGAGAGGAAGUCAUCAGCUUUGCUACCACCGUAGGCAAAUUCACUUCAGCCUACCGCUCCAUGCUCACAUUCCAGCUGUCCCCUCUUUGGUCCCACCACCUGUACCAUGCUCGCCUCUGGCUGCAUGUGCCUCCAUCUCUCCCUGGCACGCUCUCCCUGAGGAUCUUCCGUUGCGGCACCGGGAGGUGCCGAGGAUCCCGCACCUUCCUAGCUGAGCACCAAGCGACUUCCUCAGGCUGGCACGCCCUGACUCUGCCCUCUAGUGGCCUGCGGAGUGAGGAAUCUGGAGUCGUCAAAAUCCAACUGGACUACAGACCCCGGGACCCUAACAGCACUGCCACUGGACUGCCAAGGCGACUCUUGGACACAGAGGGACAGCAACGUCCCUUCUUGGAACUUAAGAUCCGAACUAAUGAACCCGGAGCAGGCCGGGCCAGGAGGAGGACUCCCACCUGUGAGCCUGAGACUCCCUUAUGUUGUAGGCGAGACCACUAUGUGGACUUCCAGGAGCUGGGGUGGCGAGACUGGAUCCUGCAGCCUGAAGGAUACCAGCUGAAUUACUGCAGUGGGCAGUGCCCGCCCCACCUGGCUGGCAGCCCUGGCAUUGCUGCCUCCUUCCAUUCCGCUGUCUUUAGCCUCCUCAAAGCCAACAACCCUUGGCCUGCAGGCUCUUCCUGCUGUGUCCCCACUGCCCGAAGACCUCUCUCAAUCCUCUACCUCGACCAUAACAGUAACGUGAUCAAGACCGAUGUGCCAGACAUGGUAGUAGAGGCCUGUGGCUGCAGCUAG